AGCACUUCUCAAAAGACAAAACGCACUAGGAAAACCGCACAAAAUGUUAUGAACUUGGAUCCAAAAACUGAACUUUCAGCCACAAAGAUCUCUAACAACACAAAAAUGGAGGACAACGUGUGCCACAGCAAUCGAGAACAACUUGGACUUCAGUUUACGAUUGACUAUUUAUUGUACAAUAAGGGACGCAGCACUGGAAGAGCAGAACCAGAGGACAAUGUCAAUCCAUCAGAAGAUCUUCAAAGCACAGUAAACGAACCUGAACAAAAAACUCUCUCAGAACAGGACAGUGAAAAAUCAGAAGAGCAGGAAAACGACGAGGAUCACGAGAACACACAUGUAAAGAGCGAAGGAACAGACGAGAAGCCAGCGCAGUCCUACAUUGCCCUCAUUUCCAUGGCCAUCCUGGAUUCAGACGAAAAAAAGCUCCUGCUAUGUGACAUUUACCAGUGGAUCAUGGAUCACUAUCCUUACUUCAAAAGCAAGGACAAGAACUGGAGAAACAGCGUCAGACACAAUCUGUCUUUAAACGAGUGCUUCAUCAAAGCUGGUCGCAGUGACAAUGGCAAGGGUCAUUUCUGGGCAAUUCACCCGGCCAACUUUCAAGACUUCUCAAACGGGGACUACCAUCGGCGGAGAGCUCGGAGAAGGAUCCGCAGGGUAACAGGGCAGCUGCCCUACGCUCUGCCUGCACAUUACCAAACCCUGGGCCGCCUGAAACGGACACCGUGCUGGUGUUGCCCACCGUCCCAUCCGUUAUUGUGCUUCCCGCCUAGAGUCUACUGGAGCUGGGCUGCACUUCAGACACAACGCACACCGGCCCUUCAUGGACUCAUAUAACAAGAUCUGCUCUGAAAUUAUUUCUGCAUGUGCUGGAAAUGAAUUUGUACAUAUAUUUAAGCCAUAUUUUAAAUAUGCACAUUUGUUUGUAAAAUGAAAACCAAUAAAUAUAGAUAA
This is a messenger RNA of Danio rerio (zebrafish), 957 nucleotides long. It is a transcript of the gene foxq2, whose product is annotated as forkhead box Q2. Gene Ontology annotation, molecular function: DNA binding; DNA-binding transcription factor activity; sequence-specific DNA binding. NCBI's taxonomy places the organism in Eukaryota, Metazoa, Chordata, Actinopteri, Cypriniformes, Danionidae. The record is from RefSeq and is marked validated. Gene Ontology annotation, biological process: cell differentiation; tissue development; regulation of DNA-templated transcription. Gene Ontology annotation, cellular component: nucleus.